AUGGGGAUUUUCUCUUGGUGGAAAGGCAACAACAAGGAAACUCAGCCCUCCAAACCCGCACAGAAACCUCAAAUUUCGUCGGAAAACUCCCAGGUACCGGGCAUGAACGGAGCUAUGAAAGUACCUCGACCAGACCCUCCGGCCGACGUCACGAUCUUUGAAUUCGGAUCGGUGGCUGCUUCGACUGAUAAGGUGACGCUUGCCGGGUUCUGCCCCGUAUCGGACGAGCUCGAACCAUGCCGCUGGGAGAUCUUGCCGGCGAAUGACUCCAAUGCGCCUCAGUUUCGCGUAGUCUUCUGAAGGGUCAAUUAACCUGCUUGAUACAGGAUUGGAUUAGGAGGAUGGAAUUAGGUUUUGAAAUAUGAGUGGUUCAGAUGACUGGAGUGUCCCUUGAUACUUUUAUGCUGAAAGAUGAAGCUUGUCGUUGAUGGAAGCUUCGUGGGAUUAGUUACACCAACUUCAAACUUCUCGUCUACUUCUUUAGUUUACAGCGAGAUAUGUAUGUAAUGGUUGACAUCAAAAGGUGUUUGUCACAGUAAAGGCUUGAAUGGAGGAUAUGCCCUUUCCAUAAACAUGACAAAUGCCUUUUAU
Messenger RNA from Ilex paraguariensis (yerba mate), 591 nucleotides. The record is from the annotation of a GenBank genome assembly. Lineage: Eukaryota; Viridiplantae; Streptophyta; Magnoliopsida; Aquifoliales; Aquifoliaceae.